This is a messenger RNA of Aspergillus versicolor CBS 583.65, 830 nucleotides long. RefSeq names its product uracil phosphoribosyltransferase. The record is from RefSeq and is a predicted model, not a curated record. Bases 96 to 695 code for a protein of 199 amino acids. The transcript has 2 exons. NCBI's taxonomy places the organism in Eukaryota, Fungi, Ascomycota, Eurotiomycetes, Eurotiales, Aspergillaceae.
GCGAAUUGGCCAUAUAAUGCUUGAAAUCCCACCUGUAUCCUCCAUGCACUCAUUGGGUUGCAUAUAUUUUCACAGUCCAGCAUAACAACUUCGAAAUGGCGUCCAAUCUGAGAGUCGUCAACGACGCGGAAACAUCCCGGAUCAUUUCACAGCUGCGUAACGAGUCGCCGAAACCCGCGGUCGUGCGCCGGCUCGUUCGCGAAUUGACCACUGCAUUAACACCAUACGCUCUCAAACCGCCUUGCCCCGGAGAGCAGAUUGCCGUCAUUGUCAUCCUGCGAUCGGGUCUCGCGAUGGCAGAUCCAUUUCUCGCCGCUCUGCCUGAAGACGCCGAUGUUGUUGUUCACCACCUGGGUCUCUUCCGGGAAAAGGAGUCGCUUCGUCCGGUGGAAUACUACAAUAAACUUCCCUUAAAGAGCCCGCGCAUUAAAAGGGCCUAUAUUCUCGACCCGCUGGUGGCUACCGGUGGUACCGCGAAGGCGGCGACGAACAUUCUCAAGGACUGGGGAGUUAGUCAUAUCACGCUGCUCUCGUUGCUGGGCAGUAAAGAGGGUCUCGCCAACGUUGCCGGUGUGUGGCCAGAAGGCACAGAGAUUGUUGUUGGUGCUACUGAUCAAGAGCUGGAUAAGAAGGGCUACAUCAAGCCAGGCUUGGGCGACAUUGGGGAUCGCCUUUUUGGCACCGCGCUGGAGUGAACACGAGGACUUGCAUAAGCAGACAACAGGGCUCCAAGGCAGUAUACUUAGACGAAUAAUUAUAUUAUCCAGGCCACUAGGCAUACCCCGCAAAGACGCGCAGUAAACGUUAUGUAAUGCGGAAUCGUUAUCUAU